CUCACGGCAUUGCAUUGAGUAGGCGGCUUUAAGUAGGUCAUCCUCUAAUCUAACCAACAUGAUGCUGUGGCUGCUGUGAGUGGGGAGAGAGAUGUGGGUGAGUUGCAUGCUGAGGUCCGGGCUGCUGUGUGCCACUCUGUCUCUUGCUAUUGCUAAGCACCAGCCAUCUCAAUCCUCCUUCACCCAACCUUGUCACUCCAGGGAGUUGCUGUCCCAAGCUGUCGACACUUUCUAUGUCAAGGCAGCCUGGCUCAAAGCAACAAUUCCAGAAGACCGCAUAAAAAAUAUACGACUAUUAAAAAAGGAAACAAAAAAGCUAUUUAUGAAAAACUGCAGAUUCCAGGAACAGCUUCUGUCCUUCUUCAUGGAAGAUGUUUUUGGUGGACUCCAAUUACAAAUUUGCAAGGAAAUAGGCUUUGUGGAAGACUUUCAUAGCCUUCGGCAGAAAUUGAGCCGCUGUAUAUCCUGUGCUUUACCAGCUAGAGAGGUGACAUCCAUUACCAGAAUGAAAAGAACGUUUUAUGGGAUUGGAAACAAAGGAAUCUAUAAAGCCAUCAGUGAACUGGAUAUUCUUCUGUCCUGGAUUAAAGAACUGUUAGAAAGCAUUCAGUAAAUCAAGAGCCCAAACACAUUGAUUUGAUAGUUAUUUUGAAAUACAAUGAUAAUAAUUAGAAAUAAAUUUAUAACAGCAUUCUUCUUUAAAAAUUUUGUACACAUUUCUGAUAAUAAAUUAGGUAAUUCAGAAUAGAUGAGAGAGAUUUAAAGUAAUAAAGUCUUGGAAAUAA
Molecule: messenger RNA, 785 nt
Organism: Ictidomys tridecemlineatus (thirteen-lined ground squirrel)
Lineage: Eukaryota; Metazoa; Chordata; Mammalia; Rodentia; Sciuridae
Gene: Il26
Product: interleukin 26
Source: RefSeq, a predicted model, not a curated record